Molecule: messenger RNA, 2134 nt
Organism: Oryzias melastigma (Indian medaka)
Lineage: Eukaryota; Metazoa; Chordata; Actinopteri; Beloniformes; Adrianichthyidae
Product: CREB3 regulatory factor
Exons: 8
Coding region: 534-2021 (495 amino acids)
Biological process (GO): regulation of transcription by RNA polymerase II; response to unfolded protein
Cellular component (GO): nucleus
Molecular function (GO): DNA-binding transcription factor activity, RNA polymerase II-specific; RNA polymerase II transcription regulatory region sequence-specific DNA binding
Source: RefSeq, a predicted model, not a curated record
GUAUUAAAUCCUCUCUGCUGCUCCGUCUGAACGGGGGGGUUGGGGGCGCGCGGGAUGUAAUUGGCGCCAGCAGCGGCACACCUGUCCUGCACGCGGACUGAUGGACAAAGUUCUCCGGGCUUCGCUGUGACUCCGAAGUUCUGGGUCGGUUCGGAGGGGGGGUGUGGAGGCGGUUCCGGUGGAGGCCGGACCCCCUCCGCGCGGACGGACGGUGGACAUCCGGUGGCGGUGCCAGCUGCGCCCCGGUUUCAUUGUUGUCUGCGCGGGAGCGCGCGGGAGCAGCUCCUCCGUCUGGGCUGGAGAUCCGCGCGGCGCCGCCGUUCCGGGGGAGAGCGGGGGCUGGACCGCGCUUGUUGAAGGCUGCAGAACUGCGACAUGUGAGGAAGAGCUGCGCUGCUGCCUCCUCGUCUCUGCACCUUACGUAAGAAGGCUCCUCCCCCUGCCGGCGCCGCCUCGUCUCGGGUGAACUCCUCACCUCAGCACAGCGCUCUCAUGUGAUCUCUGCCGCCGUCGGGACACCCCCUGCCUCGGGCAUGCCUCAGGUAACGCCUCUGCAGGUCUCUCAGCUGUGGGGGGUGAUUGAUGCGUUCCUCUUCCAGCCGGGCACCAGCGGGAUGGAGCCUGCGUUCGGCGAGGCCUUCGGGGGGCCGCCGGCGCCGCAGGAGGGCAGGAGCGAGUACGACCAGACGGUGCUCCUCAUGCUGGGCUCCCCCGCCUCGCCCAGGAAACGGCCCUUCGAGCUGCUGAGCGACCUGGUGGACGACGGGGGCUUCGGGGAGGACCAGCACCCGGAGCGCUGGGACGUUUCCGCGCUGGACGAAAUGACGCGCUACACCAAGCUGGGCCUGGGGGCGGUGGGGGGGCUGCUGGCCUGCUCCGAGGAGGGGGUCCUCAUGGGGUGCUGGGGGAGGAGUCCGGAGGAGCAGGAGGAGGACAGGAGGAAGAAGAGCAGACACACGGCGCCUCCAGUCCAGUCAGCCGCUGAGUGGAAGGAGGAGCGGCACACAGCCGCCCCGGGGGGGCCGAGCGCCGCUGGGGGAGGACAGGAUGGCGGGAUGUUAAGGGAGCGCACGGUGGAGGUGUAUCAGGUGGUGCAGGAGGAGGAGAAGGCAACGACGGGGUUGGUGCUGGAGCUCUGCAGCGAGGAGCACAACUACUCCCUCAGUCAGGGGGGGCAGCUGGUGGGGGGGCCGGAGGAGGCGCAGAGGGAAGAGGAGGAGGACCAGGAGGUGCGGGGCGGCGAGGAAAGCCCGACGACUGUAGAGCUGGAGGAGGACGGAGAGGACGAGGAGGGAGCCGAGGAGACCACAGCCGACUUCUCCAGCUCCUCAGAGUCGGAAUGUGAGGUGGAAGCUGAGCCGGCCGCUCCGCCAGGCCCACGCCCAUCCAAGCGCCGCUGCUUCUGGGAGUACCGACGCGCCCGGGAGUCGGCCUCAAAGAAGAAGGUGGGCGGCGACGUCCGCUGGUCUCUGUCCUGGAGCGCCAGCACUCUGCCCAGUACUCUGUACCGCCGGGAAGGGAAAAAAGGGCGACGCAAAGCCCGCAAAACCGACGCCAGCGACCUGACGCCCAACCCCCAGAAGCUUCACAACAUCGGCGAGCAGCUGCAGAAGCUCAACGCCGCCAUCGACGGCAUGGGCCCGGUCAACGAGCUGCCCGCCGUGGCCCGGGCCCGCUCCCGCAAGGAGAAGAACAAGCUGGCCUCCAGGGCCUGCCGGCUGAAGAAGAAGGCCCAGCAUGAAGCUAACAAGAUCAAGCUGUGGGGGCUGAACCAGGAGUACGAGAACCUGCUAGCAUCUCUGCUGCGCAUCAAGGAGGUGAUCCGGAGGCGGGUGGAGAGCAGCGAGGAGGACGACCCGGAUGAGCGCGGGAUGACCCAGCGCCUGGAGGACAUCCUGAAGGAGUCCAGCGGUCCGUUAGUCGCCGGGCGGACCAAAGACUUCGUGCAGAGAAUCCUGGCGGCCAGCGGUCAGAGCCAGCUGGGGGGUCCACGGCAGGGGGGGGAGGAGGCAGUGGGGUAGGAGCUCUCCUGCCCUCUGCUUGGACGGUGCCCCCCCAGUUGAGGAUGGACACAGAUGAGGGGGUGUCCUGAACCCCCCCCGGGCUACAGCUGCUGCUGCUGUCACUGUUAUGU